AUGACUGAAAACUGCAAGGAUAAGUUUAAUAUUUUUUCAGGUAUGUUUUCCUUAAUCUUUAACUCUUUAGAAGAAGGAUCUAGUAAGAGACUUCCUGAUAUAUUUUCUUAUGAAGAAAAGAAGAUCGAAGAAGCGGAGAUAAAAGAGAAUGCUAAAGAGAUUUUAGAAAGUGGGCCAAUAAAAGCAUCAAAAAAAAUGAUCACAGCUUGUCCUCAUGUAGAUAGACGUCACUACGCCAAGAGCAUGUGCAAUAAUUGCUACCAUACAAACGGAAGACCAUACAAAGCUUGGAAUUGUCCUCACAAAGAUCGCCAACUUUACGCUAAAGGAAUGUGCCAAUUUUGUUAUUUACAGAGCUAUCACAGAUCUAGAUCUUGCAAGGGCAUCAAGAUAGAAUGCUCAAAGGUUUAA
This is a messenger RNA of Blepharisma stoltei, 411 nucleotides long. The record is from the annotation of a GenBank genome assembly. Lineage: Eukaryota; Ciliophora; Heterotrichea; Heterotrichida; Blepharismidae.